UCAGAUAAUCGUCACUGGGUGUUGACCGUGAGCGGGAAUCGGACUCGGGUAUCCACACAGACACAGACACACACACACUACACACACACAGACAGACACACACAGACACACACUACACACACACAGACAGACACACACAGACACACAGAUACACACACACAGACAGACACACACAGACACACACUACACACACACAGACAGACACACACAGACACACACACAGAUACACAGACAGACAGACACACACAGACACACAGACACACAGAUACACAGACACACACACACAGACACAAACACUACGCACACACACAGACACACACACACAGACACACACACUACGCACACACACAGACACACACACAGACUACAGUGCGCGCAGUCGUGACAGCAACAUCCGUGCAGUCGCUCCACUCGGCGCGCUACAAACCAUUCAGCACACACACACACAGUAACACACAGUAACACAGUGACACACACACACUAACACACACACAGACACACACUCACGUACAGUGGAGACACACACAGACACACACCAAAGACUGCGCAAGGGUCCGGGGAAAAAUGGCCAGGCCGCUGAGUGUGAGCUGCUUUCCAAGUUGAGAGGUAUUUUGGCGGAGGCCUUUGAAGGUCGCUGGAGGAUUUGCACCCCCCCACUCUCCUCUUGGGUUCCCUCCUCCAGCUGAAAUCACUGCACAGGCACCACCUGCCACCAGAGAAAGGGGAUGGCACUGCUCAGCUACACGUGGUUGCUGCUGAAGAUGUGCCUGCGCUUUGGCAUCAUGGUGAUCAACAACCUGGUGGCCAUCCCAUCCUACCUGCUCUACCUGCUGGCGCUGCUGCCUCUGCGCCUGUGCCGCCCGCGCCUCUUUUGGGAGCUCGAGGGCGUCAUGUUCAAGUGGCUCCUCGCCAUCGUGGCCUCCUGGGGCUGGGUGGCUGGAUACACAGUGGUGGAGUGGGGCGCGGACGUGGCUGCCAUUGCCGAGGACCAGGCGCUCGUCAUGGUGAACCACCAGUCGACGGGCGACAUCUGCACCCUCAUGAUGUGCCUGCAAGACAAAGGGACCACGAUUAGGCACAUAAUGUGGGUAAUGGAGCACAUAUUUAAGUUCACCAACUUCGGAUUGGUGUCUUGGGUGCAUGGGGAUUUCUUCAUCAAGCAGGGCAAGGCGCACCGCGAGCACCAAGUGGAGCUACUGCGGCACCACCUGGGCCGCGUGUUCAGGCCCCGCGCGCGCCGCUGGCUCGUCCUCUUCCCCGAGGGCGGCUUCCUACGCAAGCGACGCGAGACGAGCCAGCGCUACGCCACGCGCCUCGGCCUGCCCGCGCUGCGCCACGUCACGCUGCCGCGGCUGGGCGCUGCCCACGCCGUGCUGCACACGCUCUCGCGGCCGCGCCCCGCGGCGGCGGCGGCGGCGCAGGGCGCGACGCCCGCUAGCUCCUGCCUCAACGGGGGCGCGUGGGAGACGCCCAAGGACGGCGCCCGCGGCGAUGCUCGGGGCGCGACGGAGGCCGGCAUGCGGUGGGUGAUCGACGUGACCAUCGCGUACCCCAAUGCGGAUCCCAUGGACAUCCAGACGUGGGUUCUCGGCUACCGGCCCCCGAUAACCACGCACGUGCACUACAGGCUUUACCCGGUGAGCGAGGUCCCGCUUGAGAUGGAGGCCCUCACCAAGUGGAUGUACCAGCGCUUCAUUGAGAAGGAGCACCUCCUCGACUACUUCUAUACGACCGGAGCGUUCCCCGCGCAAGCCGGUGAGACCGGGGAUGCCCCAUCGCGAGCCAUGGUCCUCGACCCCUGGUGGCUGCUCAUGUGUCAGCUGUGGUGCUUUCUCUCCGGCUACAUGUGGUUCAGCCUCCUGCGUUACAUCUGCUACGGCUUCAUCUUAUAGAGCCCCGGGACUCUUUGCUCGCUCGCGCACGCGCCAGACGGGCCGGCCGCAGCGACGGUGGGCAAGACGGCGACGACGACGACAUCAGCAGCAGCAGCAAACACAGCAGCCGUGAAAACCUGGCUCUGGAACUGACCAUGUCGCUGCAAUAAAUACCCGGAGUAGAUGGACAAAGUGUGUGUGGCAGAGGAUCGCUGCAUCUUUGGGGCAAGUGCCACUGCCGAGCGUUUGCUUUCCGUGGAUUGGACCAACGGCGCUCGAAAGCUGCAUUUGAAUUCCUCAGUGUUGGCAUUGCCACGAUCGGAAGGUCCGUUUUCUUAAUUUCAGACCAAGCCUGGCAAUUUCUGGGUGAAAACCCGCUCCUCCACGCGGGAAGUGUGAAUUUGCCCAGCCGGGAGUGGUGGGAGCGUGCAAAUGAGAGCCCAAACCUGGACCUUCGUGGCUGCCAGUGAAAACAAUGCUUGUACCGCCCCACUGCUGCCCCCCCACUUCCUACCCUGAAGAAGAAAAUGAAGCCAGUAAUUUAAAUAUAAUUUGAAAUUUUUCUUUUUCUGUGUCAAAAUGAAAAGGGUGUGAAGUUACAAAAAGGUCUCUUCCGUCGUAAGCUGAAAAGGUCGCAUGAAGCCCAGAGAGUGAUGUACGGUUGCGUGUGUGUGUGGUGUACGGACGAGUGUGUGUGUGGUGUACGGAUGAGUGUGUGCGUGGUCUAUUGAUGCUUGUGUGCGUGGUGUUUGGACGCGCGUGUCCGUGGUGUAAGGAUGCAUGUGUGUGCGUACGUGUGCGUGUGCGUGCUCACUGCGUGGGGAGUGGGAGUGUAGUGGUUAGCACCACUGCGCUAUGAACCAGGCACUAGAGAGUACUUUGUGUGUGGAGACCUGGAGUGGCGUUCUGCUUCUCUGUGCUCUUGCGCUCGUGGCGUCCCAGCGGUGCAGAAUGAGUUCGGCGGAUACAACAUUGAUUUUCGCAUUUAACAGGGUCCCAUGGUUUAGACAGAGUGCCCUUGCCAAUCACAUCUGGUAACCUCCAGCAGUUUAAUAAGCCUGACCCUGCUGAUGAGACCGAGCGGGUCGAAACUAGCCCAGAGUUGUCUUUGCUUAAACGUAGUGCUACUGGAUAAGAUUUGGUCUGGAAAGCCAAUCGGCCGAUGGACUUGGGACUGCAUCUGAAUGGGGAGAUGAGACCAAGCGGAGUUGUGCUUAUUUGUACUUUUGUUCUUUGUAGCAACCCGUUAGAGUGGUCAUCCUAUGGUUAGACUCGUCCCUACCAUAGGAAUGUGGAGUGUACACCGCUGACUUGGAGCUGCAGACUCUAGACAGGAGACGAUUGCCCCCCCCCCACGUUUAACUUUUUUCGCACCGUAUGUAGCCAACCGUGCUAAUCAGAGGUGCGGGGGGAAGGACCACAAACUAAACACAACAGCAAACAGUUCUACAGAAAUUAGUUUUCAGUCGAGAUGAUUUAAAAGGGCAUAGCUCCAGUGGCUUCCUAAUAUCGUAAGGAAGAGCGUUCCAGACGGCCGCAGAAGCGCAUCUGAAAGCGCGCGAUGAGGUGACCGUCUUUGUAUGAUGGCCAGCCAAAUUCCGCCGCUGCUGCUGCUUCUACGAGGAUGACCGGAGGUCACCAGCACAGCAGUGGUGCAAGCAAUAACUUGUAUGACUGUACCGUUACCUUUAUCUCCUUUAUCGUCUUGAAGGGAGGAAGCGUGUGAGUGGGAGAAGAACGAGCCCAAUUGACCUCUUAGUUCAGUUGACCUCGGUGCGACGACGCGCGUCGCAGCCCCAGAAGAUUUGGGGUCACCGGUGAUGCGGUUACCACGUAGAUCCGGCAUCACCGCGCCGCUCGCGCCAUCACUGACCACGAUCGCCACUCUCACCGGCGGCUAAAUUUAACCAAGCAUUUCAUUAGUACGCCGGCAUGUUGAUACGUUAAUUGGACAUUCGGCUUCAUUUAAAGGGGUAGAAUAAACACACACAAACAGCGGGCCUUUCAUUAUUCACGUGUACCCAACUUUAGCAUUGUUAACAAGGUGGGGGGGGGGGGGGCGCAUUAAAACCGCGGAUGUUCGACCAGAGCUGCCGUUCAACGCGACGGUAAAACCCCCACCACGACCAGCGUCGAUCCCAGAGUCGUUCAGAGCGGCUGCGACGUAGCUAACGAAUCGCGACCUCCGCCAGCGGCAACGUUUCGUUGGUCACAGCCCCCCGGCCCCCCCCCCCCCCCCCCGCGGCUGUGAAUGCAGCAUUGCGAGUUCAACGUUGUUCACUGCGGUUGCCCAAAUUUUUUUUUUAUCCAACCACUGCCGUUUGCAAUUUGGAGGAUUGUUUAACGGGCUGAUAAUAUGGACAACAGUCGUGAUUCACCAGGACCAGAGAUUCCUUUUGGAAGCCACCACAACCCCCGAUAACAAACAAUAUUCACCAGCUGCCCCCCCCACCGUCCAAAACACAUUCACAAAUAUAAGUCCCCUCCCUGUCCACACCAUGCAUGUGUUUGGGGGGUUUCGCGUACGCACGCACGCACGUUCUGUUCGUAGCACCGCUGUUUGUGUCUUCGAGUGGAGGGGGGCGGUGAGGGUGGGGAGGGUGACGUGCCCGUUUGUGUUCGGAGCUGCUCGUGGGCUCGUUUGCAGGCCCGCUCGGUGUGCGCGCAAUGCCCAUGGGGGUCACGAGGCCGUUGCGUUCCUGAGGCUGCGCGUGGUCGGGGCCCCACGUUACCGACCACGUGGGGAGGGUGGGAGCGAGAAUAGCAGAUUCACGUUCCAGUGAAACUAAAACACACCUUGGCGUUUUCUUUUUUGCCCGACCGUUGGUAAAUGGAGACGUUGGCGUGGUUCUGCCACUGUCCUCCGACGCAUGGAUCGAUCCCUAAGUAUGAAAGAGCUGUUGAAGUGGCGCGCGAGGCUGCGUUGCACACAUGCCUUUCUGGUCGCAGUGGAUGACUGCCAGCGCAUGCACAUGCUGCUUGUACGAGUGUCCCACGACCCUCUACCCCCCCCUCUUGGCAAAGCUUGAUGCAUUUAGUUCCCCACGGCACUUCCUCCCACUGGCUGGCUCUUUGUGUGUGUGGGCACCAUGGUGGCGAGAUGUUAACUACCUCGCCCGGUAUACAUGAGAUCAAUGGUUCGAUCCCGACCCUGACGCUGUAUAUUUGGAGUCUGCGUGUCUCUCUCCCUGUGGUCGAGUGGAUUUUUCUCCUGGUCCUCCAGUUUCUCCCUCCACAUUUAGGGACGUUCAUUUAGGGUAUUUGGCCGCUAUAUAUUUCCACGAUUUGAGCCACUUUGUUGAGCUAUCAAUUGUAGAGCCAUACAGCUCAGUGGGCCUUACCUGGUAAAAUAAAAAAAAAUGUGUUAAUAGUUUUGAGUUUGAACCUACCCUUUAAAGUUGUUUCGUUCAUGCCUGACGUAUAGGAAAUAUAUAAUUUGCUUUUGAAUGAAAAUAAAUAUCCGUAAAACUUUAUCGUCGAAGAGUCACGACGGGAGUGGCAGCCGAGGCGUGGAACGCGACCCAGAGAGGACGUCCACCGAGAAGAUGGAGCGAUGAAAUCAAUGCCGGGUCGAUCGCAGGAUCGUCAGAUAUUGCGGCGACUUUGGGGGGAGGCCUUCAUCCAGCAGUGGAUCGGCCAAAAGCUGGCGAUGAUCAUGGCGAUGAUCAUGGUGAUGAGCCAGAGACGAAAUAUCGGUCCAUUAAUUUAGCAAGGAGUUUAUCCAUGAACAUUUCAUAAACGAUCUUAAUUUUGGCCCAGAUGUUCCGCACACAAAUCAACCAGGCUUGCCGACAGCAAAGUGCGUCCGCACGAAAUCGUUUGCAUAUCAGUGUCUGCGCGUGUGUGUGCAGAUGUGCCUGUGUGCGUCUUUCCCGUGAGGCCGCCUGAGUAUGCUGCCCCCAUGUUUGAGUAAAACUGCUGCGGACGUGUCUGUCUGCGCCUGCGAAUGAAUGUAACGAUUGCGUAUGCAAAGUGCGGUUGUUGUGCAUGUGUGUGCCUGUGUUUUUUGGCGACGAAGAUUGGGUAUACGAGUGUAGCGGUUGUGUAAACGCACGCACGCAUGCACGCAACCCACGAGUAACGCUACUCGCGCUCGCGGUGGAUUCACACUGGAUCUUUGAACGCACAGAGCGUAAUUGCCACCUCGGUGACAUCACGAUGGGGUGGCAGGGUGAAAUUCACAUCGAUUAACAACUGGCAGGGACCGAUCGAGGUGUGGGCGGCCGAGGGCUCCGAAAGUAAAAUCGUCGCUCACGCUCCAAUCGCGUAACGCGCCACCUGUCCGAACGCUCGGUGCCACCCACGUUGCCCGCGGGUUAAUUUCGUGGGUGACCCGAGGUGGUGGCAAAGUAACACGUCGCAACACGUUUGAUGCGAGUGCCCGAAUGUCCAGUGUGAAGUCGACCUCGACUCUCGACCCGCUGCCAAUUGUUUGCGAGCGGCACACCGACGCGCGUCAUUGUGCGCACGCCUUGCUCCUCGUGAACGCGCGCAAAUGUCCGGAAGGGACCUUUUUGUUAUUAAUAUUUUUUUUUGUACGCUGCGGUUUUUGUUGUUUUGCUUCUCUAGCCCCCCCCCCCCCCCGCCGCUCCUCUUCUUCUUGAGAUACCGUCGCACAGAGCGAGCGGGGACGUUUUCGAGAUGUCAAAAUGUAUGCACCGCUGCGAUCCCCCCCCCACCCCCCGUGAAAUCGUACAAACGUUGUUCAUUUCAGGGCAGGGCCCGUGCCCCCCACCACCGAAACGUCGGCAUAACCACAAGUCCGCACAAAAAAAAAAGUUUACUCCCCCCAGGGCCUGCUUAUGACGGGGUGCAGGCCCCGCUAACCUUUUGAUUAGACGCCCGUUUGUCUCGGUAGAGUGCCCACUUAGUAUUUAGACGUGGAAAAACGAAUAUUAAUAAGGAAUGCUAAUUAGAAUUGUACACCUACGUACACCAUUUAUGCAAAGUUUUGAAUAUACUUGGUGGCCGUAUGUCCACCUCGAAGCUCGCACGCAUUUGUAUUGCAGCCAUCCGGCGUUGGCACGAUAACGAUCCAAUGCUCGUUAUUUUUUAAUAAGCAAAAAAAUGUAAACACCCUUUCUAGAUAAAAACGUCAUGACGUUGGUCGCUAAAAUUCAGGUCACUAAUGGCAGUAAUUCACUCUGCUGCAGUCAUUUUUGAGAGAGAAACUCAAAAUAUUUCAAGGUUACGGAUUUCCCCCCGACACCCGGUUUGAAUGCAAUGUUUUCAUACGUCGUUAACGACUCGGAUACAAUACCGAGUACUCGGGUCGGCUUUUCACUCGACAAAUGGCAUAUUAUUUUGAUGGGAUUUUAUUUCAUGUUCUUCAACAAAGAUGCUACCAAGUCCUCUAUUUUCUCCCGUAAUUAAGCAAUGUACUAGUAGCUUGGUAAGUCGACAUUUAUAACUGGGGAGAAUUUCAAACACUUUGUUGUUACCGUUGUCGGUUUGUGUCUGCAAGCAAACCCUUAAACAAACAAGGCAGCAGGUCUGUUGUUAGAAUAAUGACAUAUUCGAACGUUGUUCUCGGAGUGAAAAUGGCCUCGUGUUUUGAUUUUGCCUUACGGCAGAUGAACUCGUUUUGUUGAGCGGGCAAGCUCAGAUGGUAUUGCAGUGACGGUCAUUUUAAAUGUAGAUGGUUGUGGACUGCCAUGAAGAUACGUUCACUGCGUAUCAGAUGAAGUCUUGAAGCAUUUUCACGAUGUGGUAUUUGUUUUCAGUUUCUGCGAUUGGAAUAACCAGUAUAAAUGCACAUUUUUGGGCAAAACCUACAUGGCAGACUGGGGCAUUAACUCGUCAGUAACCAGACCUCUGACCUUUUGAGUAAUAUUGUGAUACUUUGUCUGAAGGGAAAGCCCACAGACCGGCGUGGUUAAAUAUGGUAAAAUAAAAAUGUACGAACCCACUGCGUGGGGAGGGUCUUCUUCCAUCCAGCAGUGGAUUGCCAGAAGGGCUGUUCCAUGUACACACAAAGAUUACCAAAUCCAGUGCCCUCUGCCUGAAAAGGAAUAACACCUUGCCAGGUGUUGAUGGUAGGAGUAUGCAAGAGGUUGGUGAUGCUCCAUCCCAUCUGUUCAGGCCGAAGGAGGAAUGUUUUCAACCAAUUCUUUGUUUAGCUUCCUGUAACCCUUGACCUCAACCUACUUUUGGGUCAACCUCUUGGGCUGGGGUCAAGGGUUACAGGAUGCUAAGAGGUAGAGGUGGGAUUUUUUUAAAACAAAAAUGGUGGGAAAUUGAUACAAUUAAGCAUCGAUUUCAGCAGGGCUUCAUGAAUUACAAAAUUAUGGGACGUGUGGACAAUGGCAGCCAAACUGAGCCUUGAUGUCAGUCACGUCCAGUGGUGAAUGUUGAACUCUGCGAUUUCCCAACCAUCAAUAUCUCCCUCCUUGUCGACGUGCGACCACAUGAUUGUGCACGGCCCAAACCCAGCAAGACACCGCCCCCAGCGCCAGUGUUGACGGGGUCUCCCGAUCAGUGCGAGCAACGCUGCGGAAAUCACAACCUGAUGAAAUUGCGCAUUUAUGGUGCUCCGUUCCAAGAAGAGAAUUCGAUUUUUUUUAUUAUUAUAAUGGCUUUGAAACAGUUGAAGAUACAUCGUGAGAAAUUUUUUUUAUUUCACCGGUGUUUAUUAUUUUUAAGGCUUAGCAAACUUAAGCGAGAGGGCGAUGCCACCAGACUUUACGGAAUGCAAACAAAAACUUGUCCAACUUUAGACAAACACAUGUUCACGAUUGUGUUGAUAUUUCGUGCUGUAAUUAAAUGCUCGCUCCCCCCCCCUCAUUGCAUAUUUACUCAAAACACAAUGGUAUUUUUUUCGUAAGUUGGCUACGGCUUCUUAUUUAAUUUUUAAAAUCGCGAAGGCAUAUCGGUUGCUUUUUUUCAAACAAAGAAAACUGUCUUGAACAGUUUUUUUGAAUUGUCAAUUUUUACCCUAAAAAAAUCCAUGUUAUAACAUUAACUUUAGAGCUCCCGAUUUAAAAAAAAUUUGUCUGCUGUGGAGCGGUGUUUUUUUUGUCCUUAGUUCUUUUUUUAACGAGAGAAGUUGCUGUUUUACUGUACAGUUUAAGUGCAAUAGCAGAACGUCCGAGGAGCAAGGGAACAGCCAUCCGCAGGCGAUUUUAUGCAAUCGCUCAGCAACUAACAACAACACGUUUUGUUGAUUAACCUUGGUACAUUUGUCAACUAGUUUUACUGCAAAGGGCAGAAAGGCAGUGGGGUGGGGAGGUCUAUUCAGUUUUUGAAAAUAAAGACAAUUCCAUAAUG
Messenger RNA from Lethenteron reissneri (Far Eastern brook lamprey), 9140 nucleotides. It is a transcript of the gene LPGAT1, whose product is annotated as lysophosphatidylglycerol acyltransferase 1. Gene Ontology annotation, molecular function: acyltransferase activity. NCBI's taxonomy places the organism in Eukaryota, Metazoa, Chordata, Hyperoartia, Petromyzontiformes, Petromyzontidae. Gene Ontology annotation, cellular component: endoplasmic reticulum; endomembrane system. The record is from RefSeq and is a predicted model, not a curated record. Gene Ontology annotation, biological process: phosphatidylinositol acyl-chain remodeling.